GUAACCUUAUAUCAAGCCUCAGCGAGAGAACUAUUACCUUUAGAAGUAGCUUCCACCAGGCCUUCCUACGGGGGUGCGGGGAUCGUAGAAUUCGGCAAAAAAAUCGGAAAAUUGGCCAAGGGACUUAGUCCAAGUUAAGGUUCAUGUUCCCCCUCCGGAGCCGUCCAAACCUUACCCUCUAGUAGCAAAGCUCCCCUAGCAAAUUGUUCCCCCUAUGAUAGCCAGCGUAGUCAGUCUGGUAAAAACUACUCUAGAAGAUCAAUAGGCUGUCGUUGACUUAAUAGCCGGAGCAGUCUACUACCAGACCCACUCACGCCCCCUACUGACUUCCUCUACAAAUGACCAUUACGAACGGACAUGAGCCAUAUACCCGCUUGCACUCUAUUAUCAAUGCGUAUAUAUAACUGUCAUACAUGUCACUGUAUUAGAACUCUAAAUGAUGUAAUCUGUAUCUAUGUUAUGUUUUAUCUCACCAAGGAGGUUCUGCCCCUUACCUCUGCCCUCGUGAUGUCAAUCAAAAGCGGCCUGUAGGCUGAUUGAAGCUUUGUCAUGAAUAGAGAAAAGGGGCCGGCAAAGAAAAUUACCAUACAUAUACAUAGUUGUGAGCAUAUUUUCUGUGGGAUGGGAAAUCCUUUAAAUGUUAUAUCCUAUUUUCACCUUUAUUUACAGACACUAUAGAGCCAAACCAGUUUGAUAUCCACUUGAAUGAAAUAAAUCUGCUGUAUAUAUACCACCUAUGUGUACCAUUGAUACAUCAUUUAAAAUGAAAGCUAAAUAUCCAGGUAAAAAGGUACACAAGUAUCAUGAGUAACUGAUACCUUGUGUAUAAAACACUUGGCAUGUACAAAUGUUCCUGUUGUCCUACACACACAUGUCUAUAAAAACAUACUUUGUCACUUUAAUACCACUUCCUUUACAGUCAAUUCCGGAUAUGCAGCUUGUACUAUUCAGUACAAACAUGAUGUGUUACGCCAUGAUAUGAGGCCGUAUUGUAUUUGUAAGACUUGUAAGGGACUAAAAUCUUGGACAGUACAGCUCUUAAACACGAAGGACUUACUAAUAGGCUCGUCAGAUUAGGUUUAUCAGCGCUGUCCUGACAUCCAAUGCGAUUUAAUUACAAGACAAAAUAAACAAACUGAUUCUACGUUUGAGUAGUUAAUCCUCGUGUAACCGAGGGGUGGUAACAAGUGGAUGAAGGUUUCCGAACGGUUCACAUGACAGUGAGUUUUUCCAUAGUACACGCAGUCGGACGUCCGUGGCUCUCCUGCGCUGUGUGCAGUCGACUUGUGGCGGUGUAUCCGAAAAAAAUACCUCCAGGAGAUAUCUUCAUCACUUGAUGAUAGUGUCAAGUUUGUAUCAACGAAUGCAACUGUUUCUUUUGGAAUGGCAGCCUGCUCGGCAAACUGUUCGGCUUUAGUGGUGACCUGCAUCGUAGGCUUUGCCCUCGUGGCACUCCCAGCAGCCCUCGGGCUCCUGGGCGUGUGGGAGCCGAGACGACAGGGCUUCUUCUGCGGGGAUGAGAGCAUUUCCCUCCCGUACACCGGGGACACCGUCUCGUUCUGGGCACUGCUGGGUACGUGGUUGGGGUGUGUUGUUGUCGUCGCUCUUGCAGAAGGUUUCUUUGCAAAGACGAUUGGCCUGAAACGACCUGCCAUUUUCGUUAACAGUAUAAUCUGCGCGUACGUGCUGAUCCUCAUCAUAACAGGAGCAUAUUCGGCCGUGAAAGCCAUAAAGGUGACCAUGGGAGCUCUCCGCCCACACUUCUUGGCAGUCUGUAAGGUGAACGUCUCAUUCACCUGUACACCAGGUACCUACGUCACAGAAGACGUCUGCACAGGUGAUGCUGACGUCAUCAGAGACGCAAGGUCGUCCUUUCCAUCCGGACACGCCGGAAUAGCCGGCUGCCUGGCUGCCUACGUGGUGAUGUACCUGCAAACCCGUGUCCGGAACAAGAGCUGGGUGGUACCAAGGGUGGUGGUGCAAGUUGGGUUGGUUAUAGGAGCUCUGUACGUCAUGGGAAGUAGGGUGGCAGAUCAUCGACACCACCUGGCGGAUGUUAUCGGAGGUGCAGUUAUCGGGGCUGCGUUUGGUGUUGGUGGGAUGAGUGUGACCCAAGAGCUCACCAAACCAACUUUCAAGAGAGUUGCUCGUCAGGACACUGAUGGUCACUUCUCAGCGCGACAAGAGGCUGUAGGUGAACUGUCAGAGAUUUAAAAAAUAUAACCUUAUGUACUGGUGUGGUGAGCAUAUUUUGAUGAGAAAUACUGGCAUGAGAAAUAAACUGCCAUGAUGUAUACUAGGGGUGGGUACUGAUACAGAAAAUUCAGGUACAGGUAGGGUCCGGGUCCAGAACUGAAACUAUGUGAAAAAUUGUAAAUGGGCGAUGAUCAAAACAAUGGUCCAUUCCGCUACAAAGUAUUCUGUUUGGUAGAUAGUAUAUGACAUUCAUUGAUGUUUUAAAAUUCUAUCUAAGUCACGUAAACAACACUAUAUGACUCUGGUCUAGUUUUACUCUAGAAGCCUGGUUAAAAUGACUAAUAUCAACUCUCCUCUACUUUGCUCUCGUUCAUUUCAUGGAUCUGUAAGCUUCAAAACAAUCAACAUCUCACAGUGUAAUGUGUUCAUUUUCAUAUUGGUCUAGCAUCAGGUCCACUGUGUUUUUUUUCGGGUCUUUUUUUCUGGACCGGUUCAACAAGAAAAGACGGUUUUGUACCGGAGUGUACCAGUACCCACCCCUAAUGUAUACUAAGAUAACUCACACACAGACACUUUAAAGCCAAACCCAUUGAACAUCGAAGUUGAUUUCAGUGUCAACUAAACCAUUCAUUCAAUCAAGCACUGGAACAACUAAACAAAACAAAAAACACACGAGAUAAUUAUUGACAUUGUUAUUGAUGUUUAGUUUUGAUGCAGAGUAGCUUGCUCUAUCUACAAGUACAUGUAGUCCACGAGAGGUUGGUUCCAGCAAUGGUUCCAGUCAUUGAUUGCUUACACCACAAAGUGACCAAGACAUCACAAUCAUUUCACCAUGAUUCGCAGAAAAAGUUACCCCGGUAGUCCCAAAAUUUGGCAACAACUGACAUUUGCCAGAAAUAUACAUGCUGGCAUUAUUUGCUUGUAGCUUUUCUACCACGUUUAAGCAUUUGCAAUACUUUAUCAUGAUACUUCAAUAUAAUUAGUAAAAGCAAAUCAAUUGUGAAAGCAGAAAUAAGCAUUACUCCAUUAGGAUAUAUCUCCUACCUCUUACAAAAAUCAAUUUGAAGAGAAGUACAUUGCAUGUAAGGUAACAUAACCAAAUGAUACAGAAACGCAUUAUACGUAACAUAAUUUUUAUAACAAUUAUUCAGUUCUAUGGGUAUUUGCACAGGUACAUUAAGCAACAAGUAAAAUUAUCCUCUUUGAGAGUAUACAAUGUACUUAUAUUAUUUAUCACAAACUAGGCAUCUUUUAUAAAUACAACUGCCUUGUUACAUUCAUACCCAUUAUCCUUAUACAUUACAGUCUUCCAUUGACUCUUAUUCAUCAUAUGUAUGAUUGUAUGUUAUCAUAUCAAGGUGGUUUAAGCUUACUGAUAAAUGUGUUAUACCCAAUAUUUUGAUAAAUUCAAAAUAGCUGUAGACUAUAGACUACAUGUAUAACCAAACCAUACCCAUGUUUGUGAAUAGUAUAAUCAUUACAGCCUUGUAAUAAAGCAUGAUUGGUCAAAAUUUUUCUCAUUGGACCAUUUUGAUAAUCAAAUUAUCAGUAUCAGAGCAGGGCAUAACAUCCAAAAACAAAUUUUUAGAGCAAA
This is a messenger RNA of Branchiostoma floridae (Florida lancelet), 3790 nucleotides long. Its product is annotated as phospholipid phosphatase 1-like. Gene Ontology annotation, biological process: phospholipid dephosphorylation; phospholipid metabolic process; signal transduction. Gene Ontology annotation, molecular function: phosphatidate phosphatase activity. The record is from RefSeq and is a predicted model, not a curated record. Lineage: Eukaryota; Metazoa; Chordata; Leptocardii; Amphioxiformes; Branchiostomatidae. The transcript is spliced from 3 exons. Bases 1384 to 2214 code for a protein of 276 amino acids.